This is a messenger RNA of Aptenodytes forsteri (emperor penguin), 1315 nucleotides long. RefSeq names its product transmembrane protein 200B (gene TMEM200B). The record is from RefSeq and is a predicted model, not a curated record. Lineage: Eukaryota; Metazoa; Chordata; Aves; Sphenisciformes; Spheniscidae.
GAAGAGCAGCCGAGCCGGAGACGAUGACUGCCGAGAGCGCCCAAAACCCAAGGGCCCCAGGGGGGGGCAGGGGGGGGGGGGUGCCAAGCCGCCAGUGCCCCCCGCUCCGCCGCGGCGCCGGGGACGCAGGCUGCGGCACAAGUCACCGCCGGAGGUCCCGGUGAAAGGGCAGCUUCGCAUGCGCUCACCAUCGGGAGCCUUCGUCAUGGUGGGCAUCUCGGUGGUCCUGGUGGGCAUGACCAUCGCCGUAGUGGGCUACUGGCCCCACCGGGGACCUGGGGGCACCGGGGCCGGCACGGGGAACGCCAGCACUGCAGGGGACAUGAGGAGGGAGGUGGCUGCCGGGCGCCACGUGCCCCACAGCGAGAAGCUCAAGCUGGUCGGCCCCGUCAUCAUGGGCAUCGGGCUCUUCAUCUUCAUCUGUGCCAACACCAUGCUGUACGAGAACAGGGACAUGGAGACCCGCAGGCUGAUGCAGAAGGGUCUCUACUCCAUGGCGGCGGGUCUCCCCAAGGGGAGCGGCCCCGAGGACAGGCGCUGCCAGCAUGGUGAUGGCCAGCCUGUCCCCAAGGCCAACGCCGAGUGCGUGGAGGGCUGCUACCAGGUGGAUCUCUCAUGCCAGCCCUGCCCCGGCCCCGGCAGCAAGUGGUCCAACUGCUAUGGCUCCAACAGGCUCCAGACCACGGCCGAGCUCCGCCAGCACCCGGUAGCAUCCCCCGCCGCCUCCCUCCUCAGCCUCCGCUCCGGCACCUCGGCCGAGGCCAACCUCAGCCUCUCCUGCCAUGCCAGAGCCGAGUCCCUCCUCAACUCGGCCGUUGGUGCCUUGGCGUUGCCCGUCAUCAAGCUCAACAACCGCUUGCUGGACGCGGCAGGGGGGGGGGGGGGGGGAGGGACCGCCGAGCCCCCCGCCGAAGCACCACGGCUCUCCUGGGCUCCGCUCUCCGCCGGUGGCAGCAUCGCACCCCGCAGCCAGGACCGUGGUGGUGGUGGCCACGUCAUCAUCAACGUGGAUGGCGGCUGCCCUGGCGCGGAGCUGGUGGCAGCGGAGCUCAGCCUGGAUGCGCAGCUCCACACCCCGGGACACUCCAAGUCCCUGGACCUCGGCCGGCCGGGGGUGCUGCUGGUGGCCCCCAUCAAGGACCGUAAGAACCGGAGCUGGCCCCGGCUGGACCACGUCAGCCUGGUGGGUUACGCCAAACUGGAAAGCACUGGCGAGUCCUCAGACCGGCUGCUGGAGCCCAGCAAGCCCCAGAGCUGGGGCGAGCCCCGACCCAGCUCCUGGGCGGUGGGGAUGGAGCAGGGCACGCGGGUCUGA